GAGCCGGUGAUUGUGAUGGCAGUAAACGUGUUUUCAACUUCUGCUACCACUGAGAACCUCAGUCGACAUGACAUGUUAGCUUGGAUCAAUGGCACCUUGCAGUGUAAUUAUACAAAAAUUGAGGAGCUCUCCUCAGGUGCUGCCUAUUGUCAGUUUAUGGACAUGCUCUUUCCGGGGUGUUUGUCGUUGAAGAAAGUCAAAUUCGCCACCAGACAGGAGCACGAAUACAUAAGCAACUACAAAAUUGCUCAAAACUCUUUCAAGAAAGUUGGUGUUGACAAGAUUGUUCCCGUUGAGAAGCUGGUAAAGGGUAAAUUUCAAGAUAAUUUCGAGUUUAUCCAAUGGUUCAAGAAGUUUUUUGAUGCCAACUACGAUGGCAGUGAGUAUGAUGCUGCUGCAGCAAGAGAUGGUCAACCAUUGGCCACUGGGAAUGCAGUUAACCAAAUGAAAAAGGCUACCACGCCUAGCAAAUUUGGAGCAGCUAAGCCUGUUGGUGUAAGAAAAGUGCCCUCAAAGAUCCAAACAACCAGACCUGCGGCAGCAACUAGGGCUCCUGUCAAGACAACUGUCGCUAAGCCUUCAACAAAGCCUGCUGCUCGACCCGUGGGCUCAGGAGGGGGAGCACAGGCACCAGGAGUCAGUAGUGCAAAGUUGAAGGCUGCUGAGGCUACGAUUAAAGACUUAGAAGCUCGAGUAGGGGAAUUGGAGGUGAGUGUGAGUGGACUGGAAACAGAGAGGGACUUCUACUUUGGCAAGUUGAGAGAUAUAGAGAACACUUGUCAGGAGAACGAGUAUGAUGAUAAUCCUUUGGUAAAACCUCUGCUGGAUAUCAUGUAUGCCACCCAGGAUGGGUUUGAAAACCCUGACGAGGAGCCAGAAUUAGUUGAACCCCUUGAGGAUCCACAGUAUGAAGAUCAGCUGUAUGAAGAUCCCCAGUACCAAGAUCCCCAGUACCAAGAUCCGCAGUACGAAGACGAGCAAGGCUAUGCAGCGGAGGAGUAUAACUAUGAGGAUGAACAAGAGGAAUAUUAGGGUUGCAUUAUUAUAAACAAACUCUCAUUAUACUGUGUGUUCUCGAUCCCACUGUGUUUGCACUUAUAGACUGUUGUACUAUAGA
Halichondria panicea is the source of this 1117-nucleotide messenger RNA. Its product is annotated as microtubule-associated protein RP/EB family member 1-like. Gene Ontology annotation, cellular component: spindle midzone; microtubule plus-end; cytoplasmic microtubule. Gene Ontology annotation, biological process: protein localization to microtubule; regulation of microtubule polymerization or depolymerization; spindle assembly. The record is from RefSeq and is a predicted model, not a curated record. Lineage: Eukaryota; Metazoa; Porifera; Demospongiae; Suberitida; Halichondriidae. Gene Ontology annotation, molecular function: microtubule plus-end binding. Bases 16 to 1032 code for a protein of 338 amino acids. The transcript is spliced from 7 exons.